GUUUAUUCAUGAGGAGGCAGCGGCGAGGAGGAACUGGCUGCCGCUGGUUCUGCACAGCGAUACACACUCUCUCAUAAAUAGCUACCUACCGAGCGGAGGAACACAAAGAGCUGCUCUCCCGGUUCAAAGCUGAAGACGAACGGAGUCAGGUCCUUUAGAAGAGGAGCUUGGACGGCAUGCAAAGUUGUGAAAUAUCUUCAGACAGCACUGAUGAUCCUCUUAGUAGCGGCUUUCGCAGGCAUCAACAACCGCGGAUAGUAGUAAUUGGUGCGGGCUUGGCCGGCCUAGCAGCCACCAAAACCCUUCUGGAGAACGGCUUCACCAAUGUCACCGUGCUAGAGGCCUCGGACCGAAUCGGAGGCAGAGUGCUUAGUGUUCAAUUCGGUAAAGCCACUUUGGAACUUGGAGCCACCUGGAUCCAUGGCGCUAACGGGAACCCCGUCUACCACCUGGCUGAGGACAAUGGGCUGCUGGAGCACACUACUGAGGAGGAGUGCAGCGUGGGCCGCAUCAGCCUCUACGCCAAGAACGGCGUGGCUCACUACCAGACCAACAGUGGCAAGCGCAUCCCCAAGGACCUGGUGGAGGAGUUCAGCGACCUGUACAACGAGGUGUACGAGUUGACUCAGGAGUUUUUCCAGAAUGGAAAGCCAGUGGGUGCUGAGACGAAGAACAGCGUGGGAAUCUUUACCCGGGAUCUGGUACGAAAGAAGAUCAUGCUGGACCCUGACGACUCAGAAAGCACCAAGAAGCUCAAGCUAUCCAUGCUGCAGCAGUAUCUUAAGGUGGAGAGCUGUGAGAGCAGUUCCCCCAACAUGGACGAGGUGUCUCUGAGCGAGUUCGGGGAGUGGACAGAGAUUCCUGGCGCUCACCACGUCAUCCCAGCCGGCUUCAUCAAAGUAAUAGAGCUGCUCUCCCAGGACAUCCCAGGCCGUGUUCUCCACGUGAACAAACCCGUUCGCCGCAUUCACUGGAACUACAGCUGCCCUGACGCUGAAGACUCCGAUGGCGCCGACCACAACCAGGACCAGCGCCCGGGUCCGGCUCCGGUACGUGUGGAGUGCGAGGACGGCGAGUGGCUCGCCGCUGACCACGUGAUUCUGACCGCUUCAUUGGGCGUACUCAAGAAGGCCCACGAGACUCUGUUCUCUCCAAGCCUGCCCCUGGACAAGGCGCUGGCAGUGCAGAAGCUGGGCAUCAGCACCACGGACAAGAUCUUCCUGGAGUUUGCUGAGCCCUUCUGGAGCCCCGAGUGCAACAGCAUCCAGUUUGUGUGGGAGGACGAGGCGCAGCUGGAGAGCCCGGCGUAUCCGGAUGAGCUCUGGUACCGCAAGAUCUGCAGCUUCGAUGUGCUCUACCCACCUGAGCGCUAUGGCCACAUGCUCAGCGGCUGGAUCUGCGGCGACGAGGCACUGCGUAUGGAGCGCUGUGAUGAUGAGACCGUGGCUGAGAUCUGCACCGAGCUGCUCCGCAAGUUCACAGGGAACCAAAACAUUCCAAAGCCACGGCGGAUCCUGCGCUCGGCAUGGGGCAGUAACCCCUAUAUCAGGGGAUCGUACUCAUUUACUCGUGUGGGCUCCAGUGGAGGAGACGUGGAGCAGCUGGCUGAGCCCCUGCCCUACAACAAGAGUACCAAGGCUCCGCCUUUACAGGUGCUUUUUGCGGGUGAGGCCACACACAGGAAAUACUAUUCCACAACCCAUGGUGCUUUGCUGUCAGGCCAGAGGGAGGCGAACCGGCUGAUUGAUCUGUACCAUGACCUCUUCAAUGCAGAAACCACAAAGCCUAACAUGUAAAAUAACGUUGAGUUAAUAAAUAAAUGAAUAAAAGAACCACUAACUAGUGAUACAUAUGUGUUUUAUGCUAUCUGUAUUCUAAAUGAUCAUGUAUAAAAACUAGUAGGGCAUUAAACCAAUAACAAACAAAAAAAAAUCUCUUUUUACUGUAUGUAGAUUUAGACUUAUUUAGAGAUAUUACUUGAGAUGUACUGUAUAAGGCUGCCAAGUCUGCUGCCAUCUUUGGUUCUUAUCUUUCUCUGAUUGUUUGUUUUUUAAUCAAUAAGUUAUAUGUUUAUAACACGUCUGUAAUUUAACUUUUUGUAAGUGCCUUCUGUAUUUAAUUGUGUCAUUUAAAAAUGAAACAAAACCAAGUGGCAAUGAAUAAAGUGUUUAUUAAUGUGAA
Astyanax mexicanus (Mexican tetra) is the source of this 2181-nucleotide messenger RNA. RefSeq names its product spermine oxidase (gene smox). Lineage: Eukaryota; Metazoa; Chordata; Actinopteri; Characiformes; Acestrorhamphidae. The transcript is spliced from 7 exons. Gene Ontology annotation, molecular function: polyamine oxidase activity. Bases 177 to 1796 code for a protein of 539 amino acids. The record is from RefSeq and is a predicted model, not a curated record.